AUGCCACCCGUGCGUGAUUGGCGAGACGGUGCAAAUGGAUUCGAGUCCGAUAAUCUGUUCAACGUCGUCGGCGGUCCGCCGACGAUAGCAGUCGUGCCUGAGCCGCACAACAUCCCCAGUCGCUUCACAGUCUUACCAGACCAUUAUUACCUCCCGGAGGCUAGGGAACAUGAUCACGUCGGCUGGCAGCUGGACAACGGGGACGGUCACGAGUGGUACCGCGAUACGGUACACGACAUGCGGUGUUGCGGAGACGACGUGGUGUUCGCCAGAGGGCACAACCAGUUCGCGCCGUUCAUCGCCGUGGGGUUUCUGUCCGGCUACAGGUUUCGCGCCGGCGACGGUGAGUCACCGCCCGGUGAGUCAUGGCCCGAAGUUCGCCGGACUCUGACGGUCGCCAGGCGGUACCUCGACGACGGGGACGAGCGGUGCGGGUGGUCCAUGGACGACCUGGAGAGGGAGGUGCGUGAAGCGAUGGCCUGCAGCGUCCCGACGCACCCGUGGAUGGUGGAGUGCAUGGGGAGCGCCAAACGGAAGAAACGCAAACGAUGA
Messenger RNA from Micromonas commoda, 552 nucleotides. RefSeq lists its product with no specific name. The record is from RefSeq and is a predicted model, not a curated record. The transcript has a single exon. Lineage: Eukaryota; Viridiplantae; Chlorophyta; Mamiellophyceae; Mamiellales; Mamiellaceae. Bases 1 to 552 code for a protein of 183 amino acids.